This is a messenger RNA of Fusarium subglutinans, 1335 nucleotides long. RefSeq lists its product as uncharacterized. Lineage: Eukaryota; Fungi; Ascomycota; Sordariomycetes; Hypocreales; Nectriaceae. The record is from RefSeq and is a predicted model, not a curated record. Gene Ontology annotation, biological process: DNA-templated transcription. The transcript is spliced from 2 exons. The coding region runs from base 1 to 1335 and encodes 444 amino acids. Gene Ontology annotation, molecular function: DNA binding; zinc ion binding.
AUGCCACUCUUGUUGCUACAGUCAGUGCUCCUAGCUGGUAGUCGUGUCUCCUCCAUUGGAACAAUCGGUCAGUCCGUGGACUUGUAUCAAAAGGCCAAGGCCCGGUUCUUCUAUGGUGAUAACCGCAUGCCGCUUGCUUCCGUCAUAUCCGCAUUGCUGCUACAGUGGUGGUCACCUACUGGACCUGAACAGUUCUCGCUUGGCAACAGUGGCUUCUGGAUGCAUAUUGCCGUCGGACUAGCACACCAGCUCGGCCUACACAGAGAACCCUCUGAAGGACCACAUCGUGGACUGCGACGACGUAUCUGGUGGACCAUAGUGACCCGAGACAUAUUGAUAUCAAUUGGCGUAGGCAGACCACGAAUGAUCAAUCUCGAGGAUAGCAACGUCUCUCCGCCCACAGCUGCCGAUUUUCAGGAGGAAAGCGAAGGAGCAGACGUCUUCAUAGCAAAUGUUAAGAUUUGCUGCAUCAUGGGUGACUUGGCAGAACGUCGAAGAAGGUCUCGAUUCACACCCCAGUAUCAACAGGCCACACAAGAAGCUCUUCGCCAAUGGCUUCAUGGCUUGCCUCCCAGGUUGAGGCUUUUUACCUUGGAUUCCGGGGCAAAAAUACCUAAUCCAUAUAAUCUUGAGUCCCGACAGAUCCAUGUCGUUUUCUUCGUCACCCUUAUCAUCCUCACGAAUGCUGAUAAUCCUCUUGCGGCCUCGGUCACAUCACUGAUUGCCUCUUCAUUUAUUGCAUCUAUGUUUGCGGAGAUGCAAGAAGCUGGUGAUCUACAACGCCUGGGUCCCAUCUUCGCGUUCCAUAGCCUUGCGGCGGCACUGCCCCUACUGUCGGCCCAAAGGCUUCGUUCGAUGUCCAGCUCGGCGGCAGCCGACUUUGACAAGAUAUACAGCGCUCUUCAAGAGCUGGCUGAAAAAUGGGGUUCAGCUCGAGGACUUCUCGAACCCCUAAUGGCAGCGAAGCAAAGGACGCGCGUUACGGCCGACUCUAGUGAUCUGCUUGGAUCUGUCUCGCCACCUUUACGGGACUUGUUUUCGGAAUUCGGUAGCAGCACGUGCUCGCUAUGGUGGCUGUUGCAAUGGGACGCGAACCAUUUGCGCGAAUUCGAUACGAAUGCCGAUGAAGUGAGGGCAGGCGACUAUUUUCGAUCGCUGCAAAGUACAGGAGAAGAAGAAGCCAGGACAUCGGCCAGUAGACAACAAGACUUUUCGAUGCCGGUUGACACUACCUGGCCUGCAAUGUCUGAAGCCGAGGAUAUGCAUCACUUGCGAGCACCAUGGGAGUUGGUUCCUCCCCAAACCUCGUGGUCAGAUGAUGACUGGAUGUUGUAA